Messenger RNA from Penicillium egyptiacum, 1197 nucleotides. NCBI's taxonomy places the organism in Eukaryota, Fungi, Ascomycota, Eurotiomycetes, Eurotiales, Aspergillaceae. The record is from the annotation of a GenBank genome assembly.
AUGGCUGUUGGGCAGCUGCCCCACGGGAUCAUUAUUCAACGAGUGCCGCCACGCAUUUGGUUCCCCCUGAUGGUUGUCAUUUGGGCUGGCUUGACAAUGGCCAGUGCAGCAGUGAAGACCGUAACGCAGCUAUGCGUUAUCAGAUUUUUCUUAGGAAUAACCGAGGGCAGCACCUACCCAGGGACAAUGUACAUCAUUGGAGCGUGGUAUAAAUCUGAUGAGAUUGCGAAGCGCACUGCACUCUUCACAGCAUCUGGUCAAGUGGGUACAAUGUUUGCCGGCAUCAUGAUGGCUGCCAUUCAUAAAACCAUGGCUGGCAUGGCCAACGUCGCAGGCUGGCAAUGGGUUUUCCUCAUCGAUGGCAUCAUCACCCUGCCGAUUGCGAUCUUUGGUUUCCUCUACUUUCCCGACAUUCCCGAUAGUACCAAGGCAAAAUAUCUCACUACAGAUGAGAAGCGGCUUGCUGUCACAAGACUUCCUCGUGUCAAAAAGGACGGUCAUAACAUCAUGCCGUUGUCGCUGUUCAAGCGCGUCUUUUUAACCAAAACCUUUUGGAUAUUGUUUUUCUGGUCACCCGUCUGUGCAACCAUUGAGGCGUUUCCCUUGCAGAAUAACUUCCUGCUCUGGCUUAAGCACUACAAGAACCAUUUCACCCAAACCCAGAUCAACACCUAUCCUCUCGGGGUUCAAGCUGUAGGCAUCGUGGCUAAUAUGGUCGCAGCUUGGCAUAUGGACGUUACUGGCAAGCGAGUCCCAAUGGCGAUCUUGGCCUGCCUUCUAUCAAUCGUCGUUGGUAGCAUGCUUCUCGUACCGAGCUUGUCUUUCACGGGUACCUUCUUUGCUUUUUAUCUCGCUGGCACCGCAUAUAUGGUCAACCCACUCAUUUUUGGCUGGGCAAAUGUCAUCUUGCAGCGGAGCGGGGAUGAUGCUGUGCGCAGUGUGACCCUUUUCGCAAUGAACAUUGGCUCCAUGGUGCUGUGGACUUUUUGGGGUAUUUUAUUUUACUCUGCCAAUGACACUCCGUAUUGGAAAAAGGGCUCCAUAGUACUGAUUGUCUGUUCUGUCGUUAUGUUUGGCUAUAUUUGGCUCGUCUAUAAGCUCGACAAACACUCGGCCAGGAGACAGGUUGACCACGAACUUGAAGAAGACAAUGUAUCAUCAAACCGUGAGUCUGCGCGAGGCGGACUUGAAAGCUGA